Molecule: messenger RNA, 2139 nt
Organism: Clupea harengus (Atlantic herring)
Lineage: Eukaryota; Metazoa; Chordata; Actinopteri; Clupeiformes; Clupeidae
Product: dehydrogenase/reductase SDR family member 11
Molecular function (GO): oxidoreductase activity
Source: RefSeq, a predicted model, not a curated record
UCUGGCACGGAUAUACCAAAUGUCAGGGGUUGAGGUAGUCUACACAGAGUUGUUUCACUGGUGACGGGCGUUGUUUGAUUCAGAGCAGCACAGGAGUUGAGAGGAAGGCUGUGCAUUUACAGUUAGAAGUGUCAACGCUUUCAUAGACAUAUAGGCUAGUAUAAAUAAUAACACCUGCAAGAAGAUUAUUUGACAGGUCAUUUCCGUGUAGACAAUACAGAUCAAUAUGAAUCGUUGCGAACUUUAUCACUCUGUAGAAGUCAUAAAACGUCGACUGUAUAGUUUAAUAUAAUUUAUCGGAAGAUGGAAUGUUACUUUAUGGAACGUCAUAGUGUGGGCGUGCAGCGUUUUGACAAUUAUUUACUAAAACACGCAACAAGGUUCACACUGGCGUGAUUAUCGUGAGCAGGUCCGUGUCAAGUUAAAUUGUAGACUGUUGACUUUUUGGGCUAAAUGGAGCGGUGGAAAGGAAGAGUAGCUCUUGUAACUGGAGCAUCCGUUGGAAUUGGAGCAGCUAUAGCGAAAGCUCUUGUCAGACAUGGCAUGAAGGUGGUCGGCUGCGCUAGGAACGUUGAGAAGAUAGAGAAACUGUCAGCAGAAUGUCAGAGUGCCGGACUGAGUGGCACUCUCAUUCCCUACAAAUGCGACCUGUCCAACGAGGAGGAGAUCCUCUCCAUGUUCUCUGCCAUCAAGACCUUGCAUCAGGGUGUCGACGUGUGCAUCAACAACGCUGGCCUAGCUCACCCUGAGCCACUGCUGAGUGGCAAAACUGAGGGCUGGAGGACUAUGAUGGAUGUCAAUGUUCUUGCUCUGUCAAUAUGCACACGUGAGGCCUACCAGUCCAUGAAGGAAAGAAAUGUUGAUGAUGGUCACAUCAUUAACAUCAACAGCAUGAGUGGACACAGGGUAGUUCCCAGUGCCAGCGUUCACUUCUACAGUGCCAGCAAGUAUGCUGUGACUGCACUCACUGAGGGGCUCAGGCAGGAGCUCCGGGAGGCGAAAACCCAUAUACGAGCCACUUCCAUAUCACCUGGCUUAGUAGAGACAGAAUUUGCCUUUCGUCUCCAUGGUGAUGAUCCAGAGAAAGCUGCUGCAGCAUAUGCAAGUAUAAAGUGCUUGGAGGCUGGUGACAUAGCCAGUGCAGUGGUGUAUGCCCUAAGUGCCCCUCCUCAUGUACAGAUUGGGGACAUAUUGAUGAGGCCAGUUGAACAGGUGUCCUAACCUUGUGUAGGCAGUGUAUUUGCUGCUUGAGGAUCUGCUGGAGGGAUCUAACGUGUCUAACUCUGCCCACCUUGAGAGUCCCCUUAAAGAGAUCUGUGAGGGAGUUUGUAAAGAGCUUGGGCUACGCGUGCCUAAGGGUGGAACCCUGAUGUGUGAUGCAUAAAGAUAGGAAUAUGGGAGACAGGGCCACCAAUUUCAAAUUUGGGCUAUGGUAUAAUGUAGGUUUCAGAUUCAUUUUUCACUUUAUGGUACAUAUUGUGAGUCACAUUGCGGUGUGAGUCAACUUUAUUUUUUAAGAAGAUAUUGUAAUGAGUGUUGAUAAUGAAAUAGCCGGGAUGAUCAAGAAUUCAGUGCCGACCAAUGAUUUAAAGGUCAAACCUCCCUAACAAGCUGUAAACUCUCACUCCAGUAACUGAAAAAGCAAGAUGAAUACCACUCAAAUAUUUGGUCUUGGGCUGCUUUCUUUACAUGUAUACCUCAAGUCAGGAGACAGUGCAAAAUCGAAUGGCCUCAUAUUUGUAUUAUUUUAAGUUGGUGGAAUAAAUAGCAACUUGUUAAGGCUUCUUAACUGAUAUUCCCUUAGACUGGCUGCAUUUAUUGUCCAACUAGUUGCAUUUGGCUGUGAAAUAUUAGAUUUUCUGGUAGAAUUCAAGACAGAUGUUAAACCACUAAAUACUGAUUUAUCUCCCUUGAAAUUAGCUGCUAAUUGUUCUGAUUUCCGCAUGUUUGUAUUUUUUUUCCUUUUGUACAUCUGGUAGCUGUUUAUACAUGCAACUACAUACACAGGCACACAAUACAGCAAAGCUGAUAAAGGAAUGCAUGAGUUUUUGGAGUCAUCACUGCAACAUCCAGACAUGUUAAAAAUGUGUAACACAAAUGAUAAUAGUGCUAUAAAUAAAAGCUCACUGCAUCAUGUCA